UUAACCAGACGAAUUCUAUUUAUGUUAUUUUUCUACGAUAACAAUACUGAAACAAGUCUUGUCUCUUGUAUAGUCUUCAGUCGAAGUCAUAAUAACGUUUAACGUUUAACAGUGGUUAGUGUUAGUGUUUUGUUUUACAAAUACAACUUAUAACUUAUAUUAUUGAAAUUUGAAGUAAAAGUCGAAUAUGAGUGGCUGUAAAAAAUAUUUAAGCGGUGCUCAGAAGAGAAAAAAGAAGAAAGAAGAUCUUUUAAUGACAUCUGCUGUUAAGUGCAAUAAAAUAACUGGAUUUUUUUCUUUAACUAAUGAAAGUGACGAUAAACUAGUUUCAAAUGUUAUAGAAAUAGAUCAUAGUAUCUCAAAGGAAAAUAUAAACAAUGAAACUAAUAUCAAUUGUAUUGUGGAUGGUACUGUGGAUGGUAUUGUGGAUGGUAUACUUGAUGACACUAUUGAUAUAAAUAAUCAUUAUAAUAUACCAGAAGAAGUUAAUGCUAUUAGUAUUGCAUGUAUGUCAUAUGAUAAUGCCAAAAAUGUUUCCAGUAAUUUAAAAGAUAAAAUUAAUUUGCAUGUUGACUUAAAAGAAACUGUUCAGACUGAUCACUUAAACAAUACUCAUUGUUUAUCACCGGCCAAACAAAAUCAAAGUAAUAAUGGUCUUGAAAAUACUAAUUCUACUUCUGUUAAGGAUACUACGAAUAUUGGUACAAUACAUCAUGCAGAUAUUGAUGAUAACAGCUUUGAUGAAUUAACCGUUAAAGAUCCAUAUUUUUGGCCAAGUAAAAUAAAUGAUGAUUUUGUGGAUUAUUGUAUUAAAAAAGGGCCAUCAUUUUUUCAAAAUAAACAAAAAUCGUAUACUCAAUCUGCACGCAUUAGUGAUCAUAAAAGACAUUUAACGCCUGCAAUGUUUGAAAGAACUUUACCUAAUGGACAAAUAUGUGAUCGGCUGUGGCUUUUGUAUUCUCCAAGUCAGGGUUCAGUAUUUUGUUUUAUGUGUAAGCUUUUUUCAAAGAAUCGUGAAAACUCUUUUGUAAAAAAUGGGUUUGAUCAAUGGAAAAAAUUUGAAAAAAUAUCAUACCAUGAAAACAGCAUGUAUCACAGAGAAGCAAAUACUACAUGGCUACUUCGAGAAAACUCAUUAAAUUCCGUAAAUCAACAAAUCUGUAAGCAAAUAUCUACUGAAACUCAAUAUUGGAUUGAUGUUUUAAAACGCGUUGUAGCAGUUAUUAAAUAUUUAUCUUCACGUGGUUUACCAUUUAGAGGAGACAAUGAAGUAUUUGGAGUAAAAAAUAAUGGAAAUUACUUAGGACUUCUUGAACUAAUUUCUGAGUUUGAUCCAUUUUUGAAAACCCAUAUUGAAUUGCACGGUAAUAAAGGGAGAGGUCAUCCAUCAUACCUAUCUACAACAAUUUUGAACGAAUUAAUAACUCUGAUAAAGAGACGUGUUAUUAAUUAUAUUGAAAAUGAAAUCAGAGAAAGUAAAUAUUUUUCAUUAAUUUUGGACUCAACUCCGGAUUUAUCUAAGGUAGAUCAAAUGGCAAUAGUAUUAAGAUAUUGUACAUCACAUAAUGUACAAGAGAGAUUAUUAGAGCUUAAACCUAUUGAUAGUCACAAAGGUGAGUCAAUCUUUAAAUUGUUAGAAGAUUUUCUUAAAAAUUCUAAACUUGAUAUUUUAAAUUGUCGCGGUCAGUCAUAUGAUAAUGCUCCUAAUAUGAGUGGAACUUAUGAAGGACUACAAGCAUAUGUAAAAAAAAAGUGUGAUUUAGCUAUUUAUGUACCUUGCACUGCUCAUUCACUUAACCUAGUCGGAGUUCACAGUGUGAAUUGUUGCUUAGAAGCAGUAAAUUUUUUUGGGUUUCUUCAGUCACUGUAUAAUUUUUUCAGUAGUGCUACUCACAGAUGGAAUAUAUUAACUACAUCUAUAGAAAAAAGUGAUAGUAAUCGAUUACUAGUAUUAAAAUCUUUAAGUGAUACUAGAUGGUCAUGUCAUACAGAGUCUUGUAAAGCAUUAAUAAAUAAUUACACUAAAAUUAUUGAAGUAUUAGAAACUAUAAUAAGUCCUAAUAGUAAAGAAAAUGAAGAUACUAAAAGAAAUGCUAGACCAUUAUUAAAAAAAAUUUUAAAAAAAGAAACUGGAUACAUGGCACUUUUAUGGAAUGACAUUUUAGAAAGAUCCAACAAGACCUCAAUACAGUUGCAAACAAUAAAUUGUGAUCCUUUAAAAGCUCUUAAUUUACUUAUAUCAUUAAAGCAUUAUGUAUCAAAUUUGAGGAAGUGCAGUACAUUAUAUGAAAAUAAAAUAAAUCAACUUAGUCCUAAAAUAAAAGAGAAAUACUCCGAUGAACAAGAGAGAAUAAAAAAAAAGAAAUUUCCAAAUGACUCUGGUUGUAAUCAGGUAUCUUUAAGUGGUCAUGACAAGUUUAGAGUAGAGACUUAUUAUGUUAUUAUAGAUAGUUUUUGUUCACAAUUAGAAAAACGAAUUGAAGCUUAUAGUUUUCUAAAAAACAAUUUUUUGUUCAUCACAAAAUUACAUGUUGUUUUACCACAAGAUACUGAUGAAGAAGAAGAAGUUAAUAAAAGUCUUGAAAAUUUUAUUUUAUUGUAUAAAAAAGAUGUUGAUAAUACUAUACAAAAUGAAAUUAUACAAUUCAAAAAAUAUUGGUCUAUCAGUAAACCUUCAUAUGAUGACACACAAGAUUAUCUGCUAGAUAUUUGGAAGCAUUUCAAUGAAAAAAAUCUAUUACUUUCUUUUCCUAAUUUGUAUACUGCAAUUAAAAUAUAUCUAACCAUACCUAUUGCAAAUUGUUCGGCUGAAAGAGCUUUCUCCAAAUUAGCUCGAAUAAAAAACAAGUAUAGAACAAGCUCUUCUCAAGAAAAUUUAAAUAGUUUUAUGGUUUUGUGUUCAGAGAGUGAUGUUUUGGAGGUAAUUAAUACCGAUGAUAUAAUUAAAGAGUUUGCUGCCCAAAAAUCUAGAAAAAAAUAUUUUUAAUAAAAUUUUUAUUUUUGUAUUUAAAAAAAAAAUAAGAAAUAAAUUGAUGAAUAUAUUUUUUUUUCUGAAAUAUUUUUAUUUGUGGGUCACCAAAAUUUUGAUUAUGGAUAUGGGCCCCUAAAAUUGUUUGGCCCCAGGCCCAAAAUUAUCUUAAUCCGGGCUUGCUGAUGAAGAUCAAACCAAUUAAAUUAACAUACAAUUGUUAAAUUCAAUAAUUAGAGAAAUUUUUUUUUUGAAACCUUUAAAUUUGCUUGUUCGUGAAGCACAGUGCAGCGAAUUAAAGCUAAAUCUUUAACUUUGCCUAGUUAUAUUGAUAGACAUGCUUGUUUGCUACAAUAUCGACAUAACACAAAAAUCGUAAUCAAAAAUAUAAACGAAUUGUCCGUAUCCGAUAGAUAAACGACAAAGACUACAAAAUACAUAUGUUGAAAAACCUCAAAAAUCAUUCAAAGAAAAGCGAGAAUGUAAAAAAGUUAGAAAAAAAAAAGUUUAUCCCAUUUUUUUUAUUCUUGAAUCAGAAAUCUCUUACGAUAAUUUACAACGAAACAACCAUCGAAUAACGUUCUAGCAACGGUGCUGACGGUUAUGUAUUUUUAUACUAGGUUGAGAUAAUGUCAACGUACUUCGAUAUCAACAAAUGACUGAUGUAAAAUCUCGGUAUGAAAGACAAAACAUUGAAAAAUAUACUCCAAUCAAAAUAUAAACGAAUUGUCCGUAUCCGAUAGAUACACGACAAAGACUUAACAAUACAUAUGUUGAAAAACCUCAAAAAUCGUUCAAGGAAAAGCGAGAUCGUA
Messenger RNA from Metopolophium dirhodum (rose-grain aphid), 3783 nucleotides. Its product is annotated as zinc finger MYM-type protein 1-like. The record is from RefSeq and is a predicted model, not a curated record. Lineage: Eukaryota; Metazoa; Arthropoda; Insecta; Hemiptera; Aphididae. Gene Ontology annotation, molecular function: protein dimerization activity. The coding region runs from base 188 to 2986 and encodes 932 amino acids. The transcript has 6 exons.